Messenger RNA from Ixodes scapularis (black-legged tick), 740 nucleotides. Its product is annotated as zinc finger protein 112-like. The record is from RefSeq and is a predicted model, not a curated record. NCBI's taxonomy places the organism in Eukaryota, Metazoa, Arthropoda, Arachnida, Ixodida, Ixodidae.
AUGUUUACACCUUGACAUUGGAUUUUCGUUGUUGACUUUCCUUGCCUCAUUUCUCUGAUCUCCUCAACAGUGCUGGCCGAAGCAGCCUUCCGGGACGAUGGGGACAGCGAGAGCGACUCCUCUUCCCCAAGAAGCGAACUGGUUAAGUUGCAACCCAGGAAGCGGCCACGAUAUGAGGGCAUGUACACCUGCAAGUUCUGCCCUUACGGCAGUCGUAAAAUAAGUCAUGUCAUCGAGCAUGAAAGGAUGCACACAGGCGAGAAGCCUUUCCACUGCUCUGUGUGUGAGAGAGCGUUUGCUUUAGCUCAUCACUUACAAGAUCAUAUGAGGACCCACACGGGGGAGAAACCAUUUCGUUGUGAGGUUUGCCAGAAGGCGUUCUCCAGAAGUUAUGUCCUGAUGGUUCACGAAAGAGUCCAUACGGGCGAGAAACCAUACAAGUGUGGCACCUGUGGGAAAGAAUUUUCACACAAAUCCAGCUUGUUGUUUCACGAGAGAUGUCAGGGUGGGGAGCGGCCUUACAAGUGUGAUGCCUGUGGGAAUACGUAUACACAGCGUUGCUAUUUAAACAGCCAUCGGAAAAGAGUGCACAAGUGAGGGAUCUGCGUCAUGCAAUAUCUGGAGGUAUGGAAGAAUUCUUUCAUGUUUCACCGUUCGCUUCACUGCCUGUCUCUGGUCUGUUUAAAGGAAGUAGAGAAAUCGUUGCACAUUUAUCAUCUCUAAACAUUAUCAUUUGCAAU